UGUCAACAAUGCCUUUAUUAACACAUUUAUCCAUAGCUGGAUGUUUUGAUCAAGACAUCGGCCCACAAGCACUACGAAUCCUUUCUGGUCUAUUUAACCUUUUAUUCUGGGAUAUGUCCUAUUGCAAAUGGGUGAACGAUCGAACAUUAUUACAAUCAAUCAAUUGGAAUAGGGAUCUGAAGUCAUUGAGGAAAUUAGUUGCCAUCGAAUGCGGCAAUUGGAUUGAUUUAGAGGAAACCAAACGGAAGUUGUCCUAUAAUCGUAGAAAGUUUGAAUUUUUGACCGUGGUCGGACAAAACGCGUAA
Messenger RNA from Acaulospora morrowiae, 305 nucleotides. NCBI's taxonomy places the organism in Eukaryota, Fungi, Glomeromycota, Glomeromycetes, Diversisporales, Acaulosporaceae. The record is from the annotation of a GenBank genome assembly.